AUGGAGACGCCGCUGUCCUCCAGGAGGAUCACCCGCUCGCUCGCCGCCGCCGCAUCCGCCCUUUCGACGCGUUCUUGGAUGUGUUUCCUGACAACGCCCACUUUCGAUUCUCCGCAGAGAAGAGCGCCGCCGCCGCGUUGGACUCCGCCGCCAUCUUCUCCCGGGUCAAGAAGGCCGCCGCGGUGGAGACCCAGGUCCAGACGCGCGCCGCCCUGCACGACAUCAGCAACGACUCCCCAUCGUCGGCCUCGCGGCGGGCGGCCUCCACGCCACCGACACCACCCCGCCAAGACCCGCCGCAGGGCCCCGCGCCGCACGCCCGGCACCGGGGAGGCGCUCCUGCGCGGCCAGGUCAAGGCGCUCCUGCACAAUGUCGAGGAGGAGCAGGGCGCCGCCGCCGCCGCCCUAGUCAGGCCCGCGCGCAUCCAGGCGCUGCUCGGCGUCUCCAGGUCCCCGGCCCAGCUUCUUGCGCCCACGCCGGCUAACACGCCGCAGAUCGGCCCCGUCUCCGCGCCCAGGGAAGGCCUCCUCCUGCUUGAUGGCGCCGCCGUCGUUCCCUGCGUCCUCGAUGAAGAGGAACUGCUGAUUCCUAAGCUUCAGCUGGCUACUGCAUUUGGUCCUAAGGUGCUUUGCUGCUCCCGAUGUUGUGCAGGUCAUUGCAGCUUCCCUGCCUCCGCCUCAGCCAGAGGAGAAGCUGGGCGAGUGCCAGCUGAACCGUGCGCUGGUGUUCGACGACUCCCUGAGAAGUCCGACGAGUCCAACGGAUCAGCCGUCUCGUCAUCCGUUUCCCUCCAGGAGAGCAGCACCGGCAGCUACAUGGACAAGUCGUCAUCAUCACCUGAGGACGACAGCUCCUCUGCCUGGUCCAUUCAGGUCCAUGCCAGCUCCGAGAAGGGCGACGAAGAAGAGCUGGGCGUGGAGAAGCUGGCGGCGGCAGAGUACACCGAAGAAGAGGAGGAGGAGGAGGACUGGGAAGAAGACAGCGACGACGACUGCUACGAUGAUCUGUGCGAGGAGAUGAGCAGGAUGACCGUGUUGGGUGAAGAGGAGAAGAAGGCCGGGCUGUCGCAGUUCGAGGGGAAGCACACCAGGUUCAUCUACAACAGUGACGACGAGAUCGAGUGCGAGGAGGUGGCGGACGCAGCUGAGGCGAGGGCGGAGCUUGGCGCGUUGAUGCUCAGGGCGCUGCCGGUGCCGGAGGGGAGGCACCUGCGCUUCCACGACGAGGAGGAUGACGAGGAAUAA
This is a messenger RNA of Miscanthus lutarioriparius, 1245 nucleotides long. NCBI's taxonomy places the organism in Eukaryota, Viridiplantae, Streptophyta, Magnoliopsida, Poales, Poaceae. The record is from the annotation of a GenBank genome assembly.